Messenger RNA from Recurvomyces mirabilis, 5376 nucleotides. Its product is annotated as TAT-binding protein-like protein 7, AAA ATPase. The coding region runs from base 1 to 5376 and encodes 1791 amino acids. Gene Ontology annotation, biological process: positive regulation of transcription by RNA polymerase II. Gene Ontology annotation, cellular component: nucleus. NCBI's taxonomy places the organism in Eukaryota, Fungi, Ascomycota, Dothideomycetes, Mycosphaerellales, Teratosphaeriaceae. The transcript is spliced from 2 exons. The record is from RefSeq and is a predicted model, not a curated record. Gene Ontology annotation, molecular function: ATP binding; ATP hydrolysis activity; histone binding.
AUGUCCAAGCGGAAACUCUUCGAGCAAUUCGACCCCACCAAAUCCGACUCCGACGACGAAACAUACGGCGCCGCCGCCACUUCCUCCCCUCGCCCUCGCCCUCGCCCUCGCCCCCGACCCCAAGGCCGCUCCUCCCGACCCAAACCCUCGGCGCGCAGCAGCAACAGACCCGCCAAGCGACGACGGGAAAAGUACGGCGAUAGCGAGGACGAUAUCGAGGCGGAUAGCGACGAGAUUAGUGAGGAGGAAGAGGACGAGGAGGUGGAUUUUGCUGCGGAUUCGGAUGCGGAUGCGGAAGAGGUGGUGGUCGAGACGAAUCCGAGGACGGGGCGGAGUGUGAGGUCCGUUGCUAAGAAGCCGGUCAAGUACGAGGAUCCUUCUGAAGACGAUAUCGAGGCGGUGGAUAGUGAGGCCGAUCCGUUAGGACCUACGUCUGGUGUGAGAGGUAGUAGACGCGGUCAAGGUGUGCAAGGUGUGACUUCCAGACCGGCACCAGCAGUCACGCCAUCACUCGUCCUCAAGCUCAAAGUACCUUCGAUCAUGGAGGGUGGACGAUCACUACGGACACGCACGGGUGGGAAGAGUAUCGGGAGGCAAGAAUCUACUCCGGCUGAACACCGUGGCAUCAACACACGGAGGAGUAGUCGCAUCUCGCAUGAUGAUCAGGAGCCUUUGGUCGCGUUGACGGACUCGGGCAGGCAUGAGCAGGUCACUAGGGCUGGCACUGCGACGCCGGAGCCUGAGGGCUCACGUCGGCCUACGAGAGGUGGCAAAGGAUUGAAGAAGCCGCCCAGUGCGAUAAUGGAGGCAUCACAAGAGGACUCGCAACCCACACAACAGACUGGGCAGGGCGAGAUCAUUGCUUCGCAGCUGGCGGAUGAGUUGGGCGUCGAUAUCGCGCCUGUCGAAGCCGACGCGCUGAACGAAGAAGACGAGGACAUGAUCAUGGAGCGCGUAGAUGAGGAAGAUCGCAUCGUGCAGGAAUCGAUGGAGGAAGAUGACGACGAAGACGAGGCUCCCAUCAAAGGCGGACGCUCGCUUCGACAGCGCCACAAAGCCUCCACACCACCAACCUCCCAACCUAUCCUCAAGACUGGUGGUCGAUCUUUGCGGGCGAGAAAGUCGGGGGCGGAACCUAGUAGUGACUUUGACCCCGAGGCCGACGCCGAAGCAGAUGUAGAGGAGAACUUGUCCGAGUCGGAUGAUUUACUCAAGAUCCCUCGCGGGGAUAGCGAUGGGAAUAGCAGGAGUGGGAGGCGGUCCGGCCGACUCUCACGCAAGACGGCUUCGCAGAGAAGUCGCUCGCGAAGACAUGGGUCGGAUGAGGAGGAGGAGGCGGACGAGGAGCUGGACCCGGAGGAGAUUGCCGAUGAGGCUGCCGAGCUGGACGAGGAUGCCCGACGGAACAAGCGGACGCGCAAGCGGCCUUCGACUCGGAAUGAGAUUGCUUUUGAGCCGAAUUUGCGGAAUAGGGGGAAUAGGCCGGAUUAUCGGAUUCUGAGGCCGGAGCUGUUGCAUACGUUGGAGGAGGAUGAGAAUGCUAUAGCGACUGCUGCCACGCCGCAGCGUAAUCGACGGACUGGAGGUGGUGGGGGUGCUUAUCGCAGCCUGUUCUCCACCAUGGGUCCUUUCGGCGGUGCAGGUGGUCCUCUACCCGUGUUCGGUGGACCUGAUGGUGCUGCGGCGACGGGAGGUGUGGAUUCGGAUAGCAGUGAUGACGAGGCUCGAGGUGGACAGCAAGGCUUUGGUGGUACUGUGGGUAUGACGCCCACCUCUGCCUUUCCCAAGCCUUUUGUUCCACCGGCAUUGAACAGCGAUCCUAUCCAAGGUCCUGGUGGCGGGCCUCCGGGUCUUGGCAAGGUCAAGGAUAAGAAAGCUCUGGCUGAUGCUGAUCCGCUUGGUGUCGAUCCGAAUGUCAGUUUUGAUGGUGUUGGUGGGUUGGAUGAUCAUAUCGAUCGGCUGAAGGAGAUGGUCGCGCUACCAUUGCUAUACCCAGAAGUGUUUCAGCGCUUCCAUGUCACGCCACCUCGUGGUGUUCUAUUCCAUGGCCCUCCGGGUACUGGUAAAACACUUCUAGCUCGCGCACUAGCUUCGAGUGUGAGUUCGCAUGGCCAGAAAGUAACAUUCUACAUGCGAAAAGGCGCCGAUGCGCUCAGCAAAUGGGUCGGCGAAGCCGAGAAACAACUCCGCUUGCUCUUCGAAGAAGCCCGCAAAAACCAACCCAGCAUCAUCUUCUUCGACGAAAUCGAUGGCCUCGCCCCCGUCCGCUCAAGCAAACAAGAACAGAUCCACGCCUCCAUCGUCGCCACUCUCCUCGCCCUAAUGGACGGCAUGGACGGUCGAGGCCAAGUCAUCGUCAUCGGAGCGACCAACCGUCCCGACUCCGUGGACCCAGCUCUCCGACGACCCGGCCGCUUCGACCGAGAGUUCUACUUCGCUUUGCCGGACCAGAAAGCCCGCCGCGCCAUCAUCGACAUCCACACCAAAGGCUGGGAUCCCGAGCUUCAACCCGCAUUCAAGGACAACCUCGCCGAAAUCACCCGCGGCUACGGUGGCGCCGAUCUCCGCGCCCUAUGUACUGAAGCCGCGCUGAAUGCUGUACAGGGCACUUAUCCCCAAAUCUACGCCAGCGACAAGAAACUCGUCAUCGAUCCCAGCACGAUCAAAGUCAUGGCAAAGGACUUCAUGAUUUCCGUGAACAAAAUCAUCCCUUCCUCGGAACGCUCCGUAGCUUCCGGCGCCGCGCCAUUGAAGAAAGACGUCGAACCCUUACUCCGCAAACCGCUUCUAGAACUCACGAACCGUCUCAACGACGCUUUGCCCCGCAAAAGGAAAGCUACGGCGUUGGAAGAGGCGAUGUACGAUGAUCGCGAAGACGAGCUGGGGUUCGAGCGGGAGACGAUGCAGAGGCGGUUUGAGAGCGCGAGGAUUUUCCGGCCGCGAUUGUUGAUUCAUGGGGCUGGGGGGAUGGGGCAGCAGUAUCUUGGUGCGGCGUUGUUGAGUAAGUUCGAGGGGGUGCAUGUCCAGGGUUUUGAUAUGGCUACGCUUUUGAGGGAUUCCACGAGGUCACCCGAAGCUGCUAUUGUGCAGCUUUUUGAGGAGGUCAAACGCCAUAAACCUAGCGUCAUUUACCUGCCUAAUGUGGAUAUCUGGUAUGAGACGCUUUCGGACUCGUCGAUACGCACUUUUGCUGGACUGUUGCGCGGCUUGAAUCCUACGGAGCCGGUGUUGGUGCUGGGUGUGAUGGAUCGUGAUAUCACGCGCGAAUCUGAUCUUCGCGAAACGGACAAGAGGUUGAUUCAGGACUUGUUUAAUUACUCUUCGAAGAAUCGAUAUAUACUCGCGCGACCAGACAAGCCGUCAAGACACGAGUUCUUCCAGGGCGUCAUCGAUCUCAUCAACAAAGCACCCUCCGAGUUCCCAGAACCAGAAAACAGAAAACGACGCAAACUAGCCGAACUCCCCGUCGCCGCCGUCCUGGAAGAACCAAAACGCGGCCUAACAAAAGAAGAACAACGCGCACAAAAGAAAAAAGACCGCACCACCUUGAACAUGCUCAAACUCCACAUCCAAUCCGUCAUGGACCAGAUCAAGCUCAAGUACAAAAAAUUCCGCACCCCCGUCAUCGACGACGCAGCCAUCAGCUACCUCUACGACGAACAGAACCCGGACCUCAUCACCACGGAUCUAAAUGAGGAGCAAAAAACCGCACAGCGUCUCUUCCGCCCAUACGAACUAGACAAAGACGAAAAAGGCGUCCCCGGAUUGCGUGAGGUGGGCACGGGGAAAUUCUACUACAACCUCGAAAUCGUGACGAUCGAGAAACGGCUGAGUAACGGGUACUAUAAGCGUCCCCGGGAUUUUUUGGCGGAUAUCAAGCGGUUGGCUAAAGAUGCGAGGGUUUCGGGGGAGCAGGAGAGGACGUUGAAGGCGAAUGAGAUGUUGGCGAAUGUGGAGGUGGAUAUGGGGACGCUGGAGCAGAUGCAGCCGGGGUUGUGUGGGGAGUGUGAGGCGGUUUAUGAGAGGGAGGUGGGGAGGGAGAGGGAGAGGGUUGGGAGGGUUAUGGGGAGGGAGGUUGGCGGGGGGGUCGGUGGGGGUGGUGUGCCGAGGAUUGGGUUACCGUCUGGGGUGGGGAAUGUUCCGGUUGUCGGGGCGUCGAAGACGACGACGGAGGAUUCUGGGCCGGUUGUGCUGGGGCAAGAAAUUCCCGGGGGGAGGAGGACGGGGUUGUUUGAUGGUGCUGCUGCUGCUGCUGCUGCUCCCGUAACGCCUAGUAGAAUUUUCGGAGGUUCGGUGGGGGGUGUGGGAGGGGGGUUUCCGGAGAGUGCGAAUCCCUGGAGUACGACGAAUGGGAGUGGGAGUCAUAGUCAUGGCUUGACCAAUGGGUCUUCGGCUGGUGGUGGUGGUGGUGGUGGUGGUGGUGCUGGUCGUGCUGGCACACUGGUUGGCGAAGGACAUCUGGGUCGGGAUGAGGACGAGGAGAUGUUGGAUCCGAGCCAGGAGGAGCUUCUACAUCACCAACAGAAUACGCAGCCGGGGACCCAGCCUGGGGGUCUCUCUCGGUCCCAAAGCCACGGUCUCACGCGCCUAGCCCCCGGUUCCCAACCGGAGAAUUAUCCAAAUAGUGCUUCCACCACCACUUCCGGACAAAAGACAAGCGAUAAAAGUCAUCGGAGUAGUGGUCCGUAUAGCGUGAACUCGCAGUACACGAAUGGUCAUCGUGGGGGUACCACGACAGGAGCAGGGACAAGUGGAAGGCCGGAUUUCAGUAUGAUUGGGCCGCAGGAGGGGGGGAGCCAGUUACCGGAUACGCAGCCGCCUGAAGGCGGGAGCGGUGGGAGUCAGGCUUCGGCUUCUCAGCCACAACAGCAGUAUGAGGGGGUUGGGGGGGGUUCGCAGCCGAUGGGGCCGCCUGCUGCUCCGACGAUGUCGAAUGCGGCGACUGUGGGUGCGGGUACGUCGUCUGGCGAUCUUGGUGGUGGUGGUGGUGGUAGUGGUGUUGGGGGCCAAGUGAGGGGGCACAGCAGUAUCAACGCCCUCCUCAACAAUCCUGUCCCCACCGCUCUCGAAGGAGGAGCAGAACCGAUCCCCACCCCUAACCCCACCGAUCCCGCACCACCCGCACCUCCCCCUCCAAGCAGAAUCAUAAUCGACCUCGCCACAGUCGAACAACUGCACUACCACCUCACACACUCCUCAUCGGGAUGUUCGGUCGAGCAACUGGAGCAGAUUUCUUCAAGGUUGAUGGAUGUCAUUUGGCGGACGCGGGGGAAUUGGAAUCGCGUGCAGGUUGUGAUUGCGGUGAAGGAUGCUUUUAAUGAGGUUGUGGGGGAUAUUGAGGCGUGUCAGAGGAUUUUGGGGCCGAGUCAGCCUUGA